Molecule: messenger RNA, 1065 nt
Organism: Lottia gigantea (owl limpet)
Lineage: Eukaryota; Metazoa; Mollusca; Gastropoda; Lottiidae
Exons: 9
Coding region: 1-1065 (354 amino acids)
Biological process (GO): protein geranylgeranylation
Cellular component (GO): CAAX-protein geranylgeranyltransferase complex
Molecular function (GO): CAAX-protein geranylgeranyltransferase activity
Source: RefSeq, a predicted model, not a curated record
AUGGAAGAGCAGAUGAAAUUUCUACACGAUAAGCAUGUCAAAUUUUUUCAGCGAAUUCUACAGAUUUUACCAAGCAGAUAUGCCACCCUUGACUCUAAUAGAAUGACCAUUGCCUUCUUUGCCUUAUCUGGAAUAGAUGUAUUAGAUAGUUUAAAUGUAUUGGAUAAAGAUAGAGAUAAUAUUAUUGAAUGGAUAUAUUCUUUACAAGUUCUACCAAAUCAGACAGAAUCUAAUUUACAUCGUUGUGGGUUUAGAGGGUCCCCAGCUAUUGGAAGUUUUUAUGACACAGAAAAGGCUCAGAAGAAUAGUAUAAAGUAUGAUUGUGGACAUAUAGCUGAUACAUAUACUGCAUUAUCUAGUCUAGUUAUAUUGGGUGAUGAUCUCAGUAAACUAAACAAACGGGCUAUAUCAGCUGGAUUGAGAGCCUUACAACAAAAAGAUGGCAGUUUUUGUGCAGUACCUGAAGGCAGUGAGAAUGAUAUGAGAUUUGUAUUUUGUGCUAGUUGUAUAUGUUAUAUAUUAAAUGAUUGGAGUGGAAUGGAUAUAGAUAGAGCUGUAGAAUAUAUCAAAAAGAGUGUGACUUAUGAAGGCGCUAUAGGUCAAGGUCCAGGUCUUGAAGCCCAUGGUGGUCCAACAUUCUGUGCAAUAGCAUCUUUAACUUUAAUGGGGAAAUUACAAUCAACAUUCACACAGAAAGAAUUAAAACGUUUAAAAAGAUGGUGUAUAUUUCGUCAGUCAUCAGGGUUUAAUGGUAGACCAAAUAAAGUAGUUGAUACUUGUUAUUCUUUCUGGGUUGGAGCUACAUUAAAGAUACUAGAAAUAUUUGAGUUGUCUGAUGCAGAGUUUAAUAGAGGAUAUAUUUUAGAAACACAGUCAGAUAUAACUGGUGGAUUUGCAAAGUGGCCUCAAACUUCUCCUGAUGCACUCCAUGCCUAUUUUGGUAUUUGUGGUUUAUCAUUAUUGGGUGAACCUGGCCUUAUUAAACUCCAUCCAGCUUUAAAUAUUAGCCAGCGUGCCUCAGAUCAUCUUCAAUACAUACAUCAACAAUGGAAACAGAACUCUUGA